AUGGGGGAGGGGGAGGAGAAGGAGAAAGCCAUAGUCGAAUGUUUACCUUCCCCAGGAGAAAGGGAGAGAGAGAGAGAGAGAGGGAGACGCAAAGCUACACAAAGUGUUGAGUCACUUACAGACAGUCACUCGAGAGCAACAACUCUUAUAAAAAAAAGAUGUCGUCGGCGUUAUUUGGAGGCAGUGCCCGGUCUUCCAGUAAAAAUCUGGUUGAGUUUAGGGCUGGGAAGAUGUACACUAAAGGUCAAAUGGUCCAUCCAGACAAGCGGAAGGGGCAGGUGUACUUGUACCAGGCAGAUGAUUCACUUAUGCACUUUUGCUGGAAGGACAGGACUACGGGAACAGUUGAAGAAGACCUAAUAAUCUUCCCUGAUGACUGUGAAUACAAACGAGUACCUCAGUGCACCACUGGAAGAGUUUAUGUCUUGAAAUUUAAGUCUUCAAGUAGAAAACUCUUUUUCUGGAUGCAGGAACCAAAAACAGACAAAGAUGAAGAGCAUUCACGUAAAGUGAAUGAGCUCAUCAACAAUCCCCCAGCCCCAGGAUCUCAGAGAUCAACUGGGUCGACCCCCAACCAAGUUUUGAGCAAUGACAUAUCUAACCUCAGGGACUCGGACAUCCAGAAUUUAUUUGGCAACAUCAGCCAGCAGCAGUUGAUGCAAAUAUUAGGUAGUGGAAUGUCCAGUUUAGCCAAUCUGCUUGGACCCGGAUCGGGUGGAAGUGGUGGUGGUGGUGGUGGUCACGGUAGCAGCGGUAGCAAUAGCACCUCGGCGACAACCACGGCCUCAACCACUCCUGCAGCUACCACCACCCCAACACCAGCCCCUACUCCCGCCCAGGAUUCCACCCGUGCCGGGAGUGGUAACGAGAGCAGCAGCACUACGCCAGCUCCAGGCAGUGUUCAUCCUAUCCAGCUUUCUGAUUUGCAGAAUAUUCUCUCAGGAAUCUCUGUACCUCCAGAUGCAUCGGGUUCUCCUAGAUUACCAGUGGACCUCAGCUCAGCCAUGACUGCAGAGGCCCUUCAACCUAUUUUAACAAAUGAAAACUUUGUGAAUGCCCUCAAACCAUACCUACCUGCCACUGCUGACGAACUUCCUCCAACCGAGCAGCUGCGUGGAACGGUGACCUCUCCCCAGUUCCAGCAGGCUGUUAGUUUAUUCAGCAGUGCAUUACAGUCUGGCCAGUUGGGGCCUCUCAUUAAUCAGUUUGGUUUAGGUGAAGAUGCUGUCUUAGCUGCUUCAUCUUGCGAUAUGGAAGCAUUCAUCAAGGCAUUGGGGAAGAAGAAAAGCAGUGAUGAAGGCAGCAAGAAAGAGGAAGAAAAAAAGAAAGCUGAUAAGGACACAGAUCAAGACAAAGAUGAGGACGAUUCCAUGUCUGUCGAUUAAGAUGGCAUAUUUUUCAAAAGGCUUUUAAUAUUUAAACUAAGGAAAUAGGAUUUUGGUAAAAUAUCUAAAAAAUACUGCUGCAUGUUUUGUAUUAGAAUUAAUUUUCAGUCUUGUUUGAGUUUCUAAGAAUAUGAUCUAUGCAUAUAGUACAGAGUUGCACAUUUUUUAAGCCACCACCAUGGUUACGUUGUGGGUUAAAUUUCUUGUCACGAAAGUGAGAACAGCAGCUCUUACACUGAUUCAUUACUUUUUAUAUACAUUUCAGGAUUUGGCUGCACCAAUCCUUGAGAAAUAAUUUAUGAUUGAUAAAAAUAAUCUUAGUUGUUAUUGUUUAUAUUUUGUAGCUUUUAUGUUACUCCCUAGGGAGUACAGUAUUGGAAUUGUUGCCAUAGUUUCUCAGUUUUGAUGUUAAAAUCUAUUGUCUUUCUACUCUUGAUCAUAAAAUUUAAGUAGUAAUGAA
Molecule: messenger RNA, 1845 nt
Organism: Macrobrachium nipponense
Lineage: Eukaryota; Metazoa; Arthropoda; Malacostraca; Decapoda; Palaemonidae
Product: proteasomal ubiquitin receptor ADRM1-B-like
Exons: 5
Coding region: 159-1385 (408 amino acids)
Cellular component (GO): cytoplasm; nucleus; proteasome regulatory particle, lid subcomplex
Molecular function (GO): endopeptidase activator activity; proteasome binding
Source: RefSeq, a predicted model, not a curated record